CCCCAGCUGCUGAUCAGAAAAAGGUUCAGACGAGUAAAAACUCUCGUGAUAAAAGAAUUUUCUCUCUUCUCUCCUCCUUCUAAUCUUCUUUUGCUUCAUCAGAAUUUUAAAAAAAAAGUCAAAACACCUCCAAGAGCAUCCCACAUCAUCAUCAUUUUCAGACUCUUUCAUUUAUCUCUCGUCUUCCUUUCUUUCUUGUCUUCUGUCUUUCCACUUGCAUAGAUAUUCUGUUGCUUUAUAUAUUGACAACGGCUAAACAACUGUUAUAUAUUUUUUUCGUGGGUUCUUGAAGUUUGAAGAAAAAGAGGGGGAUUCCCUGAAAGUGAAAAAUAGGUUUGGAGGUGAAAGACCGGAUUUUGAGGGGGCCCUUUUGGUUUUUGAGUUAUUUGCUUCAACUUGCAUAGUUGCUUUGUCGCUUCUAAAAACGGCUGGGAACAAAAAUUUCAGUUUCUUGCAAUCCGGUGUUUAUUUGUUUAUUUAUUUUGUGGGCUCUUGGCGUUUGAAGAGCAGAAGGGAAGGACCCUGAGAGUAGAAAUAGGUGUGGAGGUGGAAAGAAAGGAUUUUGAGGUGACCCUUUUGGAUUUUGAGUUGGUUUUUGGCUGGUAAGGAAAGAGAAGAGGUAGUAUGGGUAGUUGUGGAAGAAAUGGUGGUGUAAGACAGUAUAUAAGAUCAAAAGUGCCUCGUUUGAGAUGGACUCCUGAUCUUCAUCACUGUUUUGUACAUGCUAUUGAAAGGCUUGGUGGCCAAGAGAAGGCUACACCAAAGCUUGUUUUACAGAUGAUGGAUGUGAGAGGACUGACUAUUUCUCAUGUCAAAAGCCAUCUCCAGAUGUACAGGAGCAUGAAGAAUGAUGUUGCAAGGCAAGCUGCAGACAGAAACAUCACAAUAGAACCAAGGAAGCAGCAGUCUGUUCAAGAUCUUCAUGAAGGUGGUGUUGAACAAGAAAAUAACAUGGUUUACCUUCAUCCCUUUUCAGAUUCUCAGUUCAUUUACAAUCCUCCCCCUACGAAAAGAGCUAGAAUCGAGAAGAUGAGUUCAAUCUCAGAGAAGCUGCAACGCUGCCAAAGAAUACGUGAGUCAGUCACAUAUGAUCCGUACGGUGAUGAUGAUUAUGGACAGACCACAGCUGAGAAAAGUGGAAUGAUAAAGGAGAAGGAAGAGGGGAGGAGGGAUUUCAGAUGGUGGCAGCAGACUCAUGAAACAGCAACUCCUAUUCACAUCCCUUUCUCUCUGCCACAAGAUUUCUUUCAAACCCUUAAUCCUUCUAGCAAUGCUGGUCCAAUGGAAGAAUCUCAUCCUUUUUCCAAGGUUGCCAACCAAGAGGAAGUAAAAUUUGAACCAUCAAAAACUGGCAAAUCUCAGAAUUUGAUAGAAAAACAUUAUGUGCAAGAAGAGACUGAUGAUUGUGGACUAUCAUUAUCCCUCUCAUUGCAUCAUCCAUCGACUCAGAUCAGCAAUGUUUCUUCCACAAGUGAGAUAAGCGAGGCGAUUUCUUCGUACUCUAGGAACUUCAAUGACUGCUCUGGGUCAUAUUUAGUCCAGCAUACUGUUAAUCUGGAUCUAUCAAUAGCUCUAUGAAUUUCAUCAUGGAAAUUGCUGUCCUGGUGGGAGUGUUCUUGUCUAUAAUGUUUUCGGCUCGAGUAUGGAUUUUGUGUACCAUUUUAGGCUUACAUUUUGUAUUAGUUUUCUAAUUCAAAGUUCUUGAACAUUGCCUCUA
Molecule: messenger RNA, 1717 nt
Organism: Coffea eugenioides
Lineage: Eukaryota; Viridiplantae; Streptophyta; Magnoliopsida; Gentianales; Rubiaceae
Product: myb family transcription factor PHL6-like
Exons: 6
Coding region: 625-1578 (317 amino acids)
Molecular function (GO): DNA binding; DNA-binding transcription factor activity
Source: RefSeq, a predicted model, not a curated record